GGCGGACCUGUGGAAGCGCGCUUCGCCGACCUGACAGCCGACCGACACCUCCCGGGCCAGCGCAGCCGACCUCCCUCCUCAGGCCGCCUCAGGGAUGAAGACCAUCCUCGCCGCCUACUCCGGUGUCCUGAAAGGCACUGGCUCCAGCAUCCUGUCUGCCCUUCAGGACCUGCCCUUGGCUCCGUGGCCUUGCAGAUCCAAGAUGGAGAAACAUCUUCAGGUCAUCUCCGUCCUGCAGUGGGUUAUUUCCUUUCUUGCCUUGGGCGUCGCCUGCACCGUGCUGCUGAUCUACAUGUUCUGCACCGACUGCUGGCUCAUCGCUGCCGUGUACACCGCCUGGCUCAUCUUCGACUGGAACACCCCAAAGCGAGGUGGCAGGAGGUCGUCUUGGGUGAGGAGCUGGACGGUGUGGACCUACUUCAGAGACUACUUCCCAGUCAGGCUAAUUAAGACCCACAACCUUCUGCCCAGCCGCAACUACAUAUUCGGCUACCACCCCCACGGCAUCUUCUGCUUUGGGGCCUUCUGCAACUUUGGCACGGAGGCCACGGGGUUCUCCAAAAAAUUCCCGGGGAUCAAGCCCUCGCUGGCAACUCUGGCUGGAAACUUCCGUCUGCCGGUCCUGCGGGACUACCUGAUGUCUGGAGGUAUCUGUCCGGUCAACCGGCACUCUAUCGAUUACCUCCUGUCGUGCAACGGCACCGGCAACGCCGUGGUCAUUGUCGUCGGAGGGGCGGCGGAGUCGCUGAAUUGUGCACCGGGCGUGAACUCCAUCACCCUGAAGAACCGCAAGGGCUUCGUGAAGCUGGCCCUGCAGAAAGGGUCCGACCUAGUUCCAGUGUACUCCUUUGGGGAGAACGAUGCCUACAAACAGGUGAUCUUUGAGGAGGGGACCUGGUGGCGGUUUGCCCAGAAGCGGCUGCAGAAACUCUUGGGCUUUGCACCGUGUGUGUUCCAUGGAUGUGGCCUCUUUUCCACUGAUUCUUGGGGCAUUGUGCCUUAUUGCAAGCCUAUCACAACCAUAGUUGGGGAGCCGAUCACCGUGCCAAAAGUUGAGGAACCUACUCAGGAUACGGUGGAUCUGUACCACGCAAUGUAUAUCAAGUCCCUACAGUGCCUUUUUGACAAGUACAAAACCCGCUUUGGUCUGAAGGAAAGUGAUGUCCUGCACAUUCAGUAAGAGAGAGCGAGAGCAACAGAGAGAGAGAGAGGGAGGGAGAGAGAUGCCGUGGAACCUCAGAGAGAGAACUACGACAGCAUCUUCAGACCAGCCUUGUCCACUCUUGUGCCUGACACUGAUCAUCUCCACACUACAAACUCCAUACUACAAACUUUGCUCAGAGCAUCGUCACACAUGAAGACGGCUGCUCUUCAGGAAGUCGCAAGUUUGAAGAAACGGUGGCCUGAAAGAUUGCUGUCCUCUCUGCGUUUGUCACCUUCAACGUCAAGUUGAUCAGCUUCGGUUGCACUGGCAUUAAGGGUCCCCGAAUCAGAAGUGUGUGCUGUUUCAUGCUUAUGUUAUUGCUGUUUAUUGUCAAGAGAUUGGGACACACAAUUUGAACUACGAUGAACUAUUUGUCAGAUGAACUAUUUGUCAGAUGAACUAUUUGUCAGUGCAGUGGGGGACGGUUUCCACUAGGUAGAGCUGCAAGAUAACAUGCAGAACAUUAAAGAAGUGCCAACGUUUUCCUUCACCCAUGCAUUCCUGUAAUUCUGCUUUUGGUCUGGAGAUCCUAUUAUGAUGGGACUCCGGGAAUUAUGCCAAGUGCACAAACAAUGCAACUGCAAAAGCACCACGUCACUAUUGGGUUUAGAAACCAAUUGUGUGAUUGAGCCAAAGACAUUACGAUGUUCCCACACAUGCACACCGGUGCAAGGUGGAAGUGAUAGAAAGCUACGGAGUGGAUAUACAUCGGGAAAUGUGCCAUACAUGUGUAACUUUUCGAACGAUGCCACAUAGUGUUAAUUGUAUUGUUUUUGAGUGGGAAAAGACGAUUUGUUCCUUUCCCUUAAUUAGUAUUACGAAUGCACUUUUGUAUUGCUGAGGACUUUUGCAGAUUUACUUCUCCAAAAGUGCCUUUGAUAUAAGAAUUCCCUGAGACGGUAAUUAUGCUGCUGGGCUUGAAAUCCACUCUUGUCCUCCUGGCGACAAGGUAUAGAUGAGUAUGUAUAGACGAUGAUCCUUCAAAAUAUUUUGAAUGUCAUUUUGAAACGUGUGUUACGUGGGUGAAAAUUGCAAUCGAUGAUUCCAAUGUAGUCUCUCUAAAAGCAGCGAUGCAGUUGGUGAUACGGAAAUUGAACAGGAAGGGAUCUUAUAAGAGAAUAACUUUAUUUUAUUUUUAUUGGUUCUGUUUUGAGGGUGUGGAAUGUAGCUGUAUAAGAGUAUGACUGUGCAAAAGCCAUAUCCCAAGAAUUGCUAAAAAUGAAAGCUUAUCCCAUGUUGUGAAGAUUGGUGGGGGUUUUUUUUUUGUGGCUUCACCAUUGUGACUUCUUGCAAAGAGCAGUGUACGACAGUCUGUAACGCCUAUGCAAUAAAUUUGCAAGCAAUAAACAGAAUAAGGCCUGUCCGUAUUGCGAAUGCCAUCAUGUCUGCUGAUAUUUAAAUUAAACUUUUUUACGU
Lampris incognitus (smalleye Pacific opah) is the source of this 2620-nucleotide messenger RNA. RefSeq names its product diacylglycerol O-acyltransferase 2 (gene dgat2). Bases 95 to 1180 code for a protein of 361 amino acids. Gene Ontology annotation, biological process: triglyceride biosynthetic process. Gene Ontology annotation, molecular function: diacylglycerol O-acyltransferase activity. The transcript is spliced from 8 exons. Lineage: Eukaryota; Metazoa; Chordata; Actinopteri; Lampriformes; Lampridae. Gene Ontology annotation, cellular component: endoplasmic reticulum membrane. The record is from RefSeq and is a predicted model, not a curated record.